Molecule: messenger RNA, 2101 nt
Organism: Cadophora gregata
Lineage: Eukaryota; Fungi; Ascomycota; Leotiomycetes; Helotiales; Ploettnerulaceae
Exons: 7
Coding region: 481-1968 (495 amino acids)
Cellular component (GO): cytoplasm
Molecular function (GO): oxidoreductase activity
Source: RefSeq, a predicted model, not a curated record
UAAAGUGGUAAAGUGGUAAAGUGGUAAAGUGGUAAAGUGGGGUGGGUGCGUGGGUGUUGUCCUCAAUAAUGCCAAUGCCAACAGACGGGACAGGAAGAGAUGUCUGGACAGUGGGUGGACACCACCGCACCUGUAUGUCUAGAUUAUUGUACUGUAGGUACUGUAGGUACCGCUGAUGUUUGAGAUACAGUAGGGGACACGUAGGUAGGUAUUUUUGCAUCCCCAUCUCCAUCCCCAUCCCACUCUCGCGCGUGUUUUUCAUCGCGGAGAGGGCAGGUAGGUAGGUAGGUAGGUACCACUCGCUGUAUCGUAUCGUAUCACCCUCCGUGGUCGGUCCCGUGUCCCGUCUUGAGUCACUUCACUUCACUGAGAUGCGAUUGGUACUUUUGGGAGCGAAUAUAGAUGUGCUUCAGCCGCAUCGUGAACAUUUGAGAAGUAGGCUUGUCAGUUUUUGACCAAAUAUAGUUGCAGCCUUUCGAAAUGGUCCUCCCUGUGGACAAUCCGACAAAGUCCUAUUGGAUUGAGGCGACGGAGCCUGAGUUGAGAGCUUCUACUUCAACGGAACAACUGCCAGCAGAGACGGACGUGAUUAUUGUCGGAUCUGGAUAUACUGGUGCAGCAACGGCGUAUUGGAUACACAAAUUCACGGACAAGACUGGCACGACGCCAAGAAUGUGCAUGUUGGAAGCCCGAGAUGUCUGUGGUGGAGCAACUGGUCGAAAUGGCGGCCAACUACGACCUCACGCCUACUCACGGUAUCCUCCCUGGUCCGAAAGAUUCGGCCCAGACAUCGCAUACGAGCUCAUCAAACAUGAAAUGGCACAUCUCCCAGCAUUCAAAAAUCUGUUAGCAGAAGAAGGUAUCACUGAAGAAGUGUGUUUCAAACUCGGAGACACUUUUGAUGCUGCGAUGUCAGAGGAAGCUUGGAUGAGACUCAAAGGAGCUUAUGAGUUGAUGAAGAGAGAUCAUGGGGAGGAUGGCGAGGUCGUCCGAGAUUGUAGAGUGAUUGAGGAUCCUGUGGUUGCAGAAGAGUUUACGCAGAUGAAAGGGUGUUUGGCUGCUGUUGUGCAUCCUGCUGGUCAAGUUUGGCCGUACAAAUUCGUGCACGCACUGCUCAGAAUUGUACUCAAGACUGGUCACUUACAAUUGUACGACCACACACCCGCCACCAAUAUCUCAGAGCGAGAUUCAAACGGCUGGAUUACAGUGACGACCCCCCGGGGAGUCAUCCAAACACGAGCAGUAAUGCACGCCACCAAUCGAUGGGCAUCACACCUCCUCCCCGACUUCUCAAACCUUAUUUCUGCAGGUCUGGCAACUGUAGCGGCAAUCAAAGCCCCAAAAGGUUUCAUCAAGCACACUGGAGCUCAGCAUUGGGACAGUAUCGUCAAUAAUUACCACCUCCAACUUCCACCGCCGUAUAAUACUAUCAUUGUUGGUGGUGCCAAACAAGUUCUUGUGCAUGAUCCGAAGUGUUACAUAGGUAGUGAUAAGGAAGACAAGUUGAUUCCGGGUGUGCCGGAGUUUUAUCAGUCUUGGCCGGAAUCUGAUAUUGUUGAAUGGGAGGGGAAGGAUCCUGCGGAGCUGGGCUUGGAGGUCGAGGAUGGUGGAUGUUGGACGGGUGUCACCUCCUCAAGUAUCGACAACUUCCCUUUCGUUGGCGCGAUCCCAGAUCGGCCUGGACACUUUAUUGCAGCGGGGUACACAGGGCAUGGUAUGCCGCGUAUCCUGCUGUGUGCCGCGCAUAUUGCGCCGCUCAUUUUAGAUUCUUUGGGGGUGGAGUUUACCCCGCCGAGCCUCGUCGAGCCUUAUCCAAAGUUACCAGCACCCUAUGAGAUUACGAAAGAGCGGAUCGAUAGAUUACAGAAAGAAGAUACGAGUUUGAGGUUUGAGAAUAGUGUGAAGCAAGCGGAGGAAAGUGCGAAGAAGGCGUUCUGUAACACGGAUAGAUGCAGACCUAAUGCUUGAUCAUCUGAGUGUAUCUAUGAGGAGUUUGUCAUCUGAGCAACAAUAGAGGCAUACACAUGGGUAGAGGCGAAAAUCGAAUUCUGAUUCUUUAACAAAAUCAUAAUUGUCUACAUUUAUCAAACUUAAUUCGAAC